This is a messenger RNA of Penicillium cosmopolitanum, 1233 nucleotides long. RefSeq lists its product as uncharacterized. The transcript has 5 exons. NCBI's taxonomy places the organism in Eukaryota, Fungi, Ascomycota, Eurotiomycetes, Eurotiales, Aspergillaceae. The record is from RefSeq and is a predicted model, not a curated record. Gene Ontology annotation, biological process: transmembrane transport. Gene Ontology annotation, molecular function: transmembrane transporter activity. Gene Ontology annotation, cellular component: fungal-type vacuole membrane. The coding region runs from base 1 to 1233 and encodes 410 amino acids.
AUGUCUAUGAAACGACAAGGGCAAUCAACAGACACACCACAUGCUCCAAACUCAUCUCGUGAACCAAAUGACACACUUUCCGGAGACGAAUAUGAAGAGAAGUACCCGGAUGGCGGCCUGAAGGCCUGGCUAGUUGUCGUCGGCGCUUUCGCGAUGUUAAUCUGCACAUUCGGCAUGAUGAGUUCGGUCGGCGUCCUCCAAUCAUACUGGCAAACACACCAAUUGAAAUCAUACCCGUCGAGUACAGUCGGCUGGAUACCGUCGGUAUUUGUCUUUUUCAAUUUAAUGCUAGGCAUCCAAAUUGGUCCCAUGUUCGACAGGUACGGUCCUCGAUGGAUCAUUCUCACCGGAUCACUUCUCUACGUCCUAUCUUUUUUUUUACUCGCCGAAUGCAAGGAAUACUAUCAGUUCAUGCUAUGUAUGAGUGGUCUCGGUGGAAUCAGCAGCUCUCUCAUAUCGACACCGACAAUGGCAUCUAUUUCACACUGGUUUCACAAGCGUCGAGGCUUGGCUACGGGUAUUGCGAUGGCGGGUGCUAGUAUCGGAGGCAUACUUUUCCCUAUUAUUUUGAGACAUGUGAUAGAUCGAUUAGGGUGGCCGUGGGCUAUGCGUAUCAUGGGCUUUAUUUUCGUCAUCCUUCUUACUAUUGGAAAUCUUUGUGUCAAGGGUCGACUCCCUCCGAAGGCAGGCAAGGGAACAAUUGACAUGAAGUGCUUCUCGGAUUCAAGAUUCGUAUGGACUACAGCAGGUGCAUUCUUUAGUGAAAUUGUUCUUUUUGCAUCGUUAGGUCUGGUACCUUCCUACGCAGUGGCUCAAGGAUUCGGCUCGGGCACAGGCACUUAUUUACUGGUUGUUUUAAAUGCAGGAUCGGCCGUGGGACGAUUGCUCGCAGGCUUGACAUCCGAUCAUUUUGGCGCAUUCAACACCAUGGCUGUCAUAAUAUCUGUGACCACGGUUUUGAUUUUUGGGCUAUGGGUACCGCUCGGGCAUUACAUUGGCGUUCUUUACCCGUUCUCUUUCAUGCUUGGACUUGGAACUGGGAGCUUUCUAAGCCUGACACCUGUCUUCGGAACCCUGGUGGGUAUUCCCAUCGCUGGAGAACUACUCCAGGUAGCGGGCCCAACGCGACUGGCUGCCGUUCUCGGCGGCAUCUUUGGGCUAGCACUGGUGAAUUUUAUGAUUGCACGAUGGUCAUGUUUAAAGUGGGAGUGGAAAUGGUGGGCGAAGGUCUAA